Molecule: messenger RNA, 735 nt
Organism: Nothoprocta perdicaria
Lineage: Eukaryota; Metazoa; Chordata; Aves; Tinamiformes; Tinamidae
Gene: FNDC10
Product: fibronectin type III domain containing 10
Exons: 1
Coding region: 1-735 (244 amino acids)
Molecular function (GO): protein binding
Source: RefSeq, a predicted model, not a curated record
AUGGUGGGUUUCCCCCUCGCUCAGGGCUCUGUGCUGGCGCUGCAUGGCCUGGUGAGAGUUAACGCGGGCGGCGCCGCGUCUCCAUUGGUGCCGGCUCCGUUCCGCUCGUUCGGMGCUGCGGUGUCCGGCAUGCGCUGCCCGCUGCCAGCCCUGCUCUGCCUGCUCGGCAUGGGCGCCGCAGCCGAGGAUGCACCUGCGGCGGAGCCCUGGUGCCCCUACAAGGUGCAUGGCGCGGGGAGCGGGCGCCUGUGCUUCCGUGCGCCGGCGCAUGCCUUCCAGUGCGCAGCGCAGGCCUGCCGCGCGCACCGCUCACCCGGCGGCGCGCUCGUGGCCAACGUGCUGCGCAAUGGCAGCGUGCUGCUGCAGUGGGCGCCACCGUGGGGGCCCAGCGGCCUGCGCGGCUUCACGCUCAACUGCUCCUGGGACGGCACCUACACGCGCUUCCCGUGUGAGAGCGUGGAGCUGGGCGCCGCGUGCCGCGACUACCUGCUGCAUGAGGCGCACGGCGGCGUGCGCUACCGCGUGUGCAUGCAGGCACGCUAUGGGGCGCCGCACACCGCCGCUGCCGCGCACUGUGUGGAGUUCCGCGUGGAGCCCGCCGCCAUGCGGGACAUCGUCAUCGCCAUGACUGCCGUGGGCGGCUCCAUCUGCGUCAUGCUCGUCUUCAUUUGCCUUCUCGUGGCCUACAUCACCGAGAACCUCAUGAGCCCGGCUGCUGCCACGCGGCAUGCAUAG